This is a messenger RNA of Ostrinia furnacalis (Asian corn borer), 2724 nucleotides long. RefSeq lists its product as uncharacterized. The transcript has 13 exons. The record is from RefSeq and is a predicted model, not a curated record. Gene Ontology annotation, cellular component: membrane. Bases 118 to 1776 code for a protein of 552 amino acids. NCBI's taxonomy places the organism in Eukaryota, Metazoa, Arthropoda, Insecta, Lepidoptera, Crambidae.
CUGUCGCUGUGCUGCCGCCGCAGCCGCCCGCCGCUCUCGCCGCACACCAGCACGUACCAGAAGUCGUCGGCGUCGGCGGGCAUCAAGCCGCCGGACCUGUGGAUCCACCACGACCAGAUGGAGCUCAAGCACCUCGACAAGAGCCUGCACAGCUCCGCCAGUAAGAUAUCGGCAGGCAGCGUGGACGCGCCGAACCUCGCAUCGUCAACACUGACGCUGCCGCGCGGCGCGCCGCCCGCCGACUACGAGCCGGCGCGCAUGCAGCCGCCGCCCGCCUCGCUCGACUCCAGACACUACGUGCCUACUUAUGUCGACGGGCUACGCCCUUCGUCGCGCGGCGGCAGCGACUCGUGCGGGUCGUGCGUGUCGCGCGCGUCGCCCGGCACGUGCGCGAGCGCGUCGCAGGCAUCACACGCGUACCCGCGACGCUACGACGAGCGCCGCGACGCGUGCGAUUAUUCGCCGAUGACAGGCGUGGGCGUAGGAGUGGGCGUGGGCGUGGGCUGCACGUCGACAUGUGAGCGGCGCGGACACCCGCGACAUAACGUUCCUGAUCAGAGCACGCCGCUGCUGUCAGGCGUGGGCCCGCUACUGUCGCCGCAGUCGUCGCUGGCGUCGCUGCACGCCCCACAGCACGCCCCGCCGCCUGAAUGUUUGUCCGUAGGCGGCGGCACGUGUCCUUUAGGCGCGGCGUGUGGCGCGCCUCCUUCCACUGGAGGAGAUAUUUACGCGUGCGCGGCGCGUGAGAGAGGACACUAUGUUGCCUACGAGCCGCUCGGCCACUAUACGCACCGCGACUCGCUAAGCAGCGACGUGGGCGCGGGCGCGUCGAGCACGCUGCCGCACUCGGCGGGCCCGGCUGGCUCUAUGGGCGCAGCUGGCUCUAUGGGCGCGGGCGGCUCGCUGCAGAGACACGCGCGCGCGGUGCACAGCUUCCUGGACGGCUCGGAGCACUCCACGCCGGCGCACUCGCGAGGGCGGGCGCUGUGCGCGGGCGGCUCGCUGCAGAGACACGCGCGCGCGGUGCACAGCUUCCUGGACGGCUCGGAGCACUCCACGCCGGCGCACUCGCGAGGGCGGGCGCUGUGCGCGGGCGGCUCGCUGCAGAGACACGCGCGCGCGGUGCACAGCUUCCUGGACGGCUCGGAGCACUCCACGCCGCAUGCUGCCCCACUCGGCAGGGCGGGCGCUGUGCGCGGGCGGCUCGCUGCAGAGACACGCGCGCGCGGUGCACAGCUUCCUGGACGGCUCGGAGCACUCCACGCCGGCGCACUCGCGAGGCAUGUAUCAUACAUAGCAUGCUGCCCCACUCGGCAGGGCGGGCGCUGUGCGCGGGCGGCUCGCUGCAGAGACACGCGCGCGCGGUGCACAGCUUCCUGGACGGCUCGGAGCACUCCACGCCGGCGCACUCGCGAGGCAUGUAUCAUACAUAGCAUGCUGCCCCACUCGGCAGGGCGGGCGCUGUGCGCGGGCGGCUCGCUGCAGAGACACGCGCGCGCGGUGCACAGCUUCCUGGACGGCUCGGAGCACUCCACGCCGGCGCACUCGCGAGCGGGCAGUGCGCGCGAGACGUCGCCCUACAAGAAGAGUGCCAGUUCAUCGCCUGGACAUCUUCCUAACCGCCUGCAGCUCGGCGGUGCGGUAGCUCACUGCAGCUCGGAAUUAGAGCCGCUGACGCCGUCGCGCUCCACGGAGCGGCUGCAGCGCGAGAUGCAGAACCUAGAGGGGCUCAUGAAGGACCUCUCCGCCAUCACGCAGCAGCAGUUCCACUGCUAGCGCAAGGAGUACCGCCACUAGGCCACACGGCGGACUAUAGGUCAAGUGGACGCUAACUAAGCCACCAACUGGACUUACAGCUCACGUGGGCUCUAACGAAGCCACCAACUGGACUUACAGCUCACGUGGACUCUAACGAAGCCACCAACUGGACUUACAGCUCACGUGGACUCUAACGAAGCCACCAACUGGACUUACAGCUCACGUGGACUCUAAGGAAGCCACCAACUGGACUUACAGCUCACGUGGACUCUAAGGAAGCCACCAACUGGACUUACAGCUCACGUGGACUCUAAGGAAGCCACCAGCUGGACUUACAGCUCACGUGGACUCUAACGAAGCCAACUGGACUUACAGCUCACGUGGACUCUAACGAAGCCACCAACUGGACUUACAGCUCACAUGGACGCUAACUAGGUCACCGACUGAUCUGGUAACACUUACUAACUUUGUGAGAUGACAUGGACGCUAACUAACUGAGCCACCCCCGGCCAGAUGGUAACACUAAUUACACGGUAAUUGAAGUUGGACGCUACACAGUAUGCUGCGUCAGCGAAUAUUGUAAGAGGUCACGUGGACGUUAACUAUGCCAUCGACUGAUCUGGUUACACUUACUCUAGGAUACUUGUGAGCGAGCGCUCGCUAACUCUGGGAUACUUGUGAGGGCUCACAUGGACGCUAACUAUGCCAUCGACGGAUCUGGGAUUACAUUUACUUUAAGAUACUUGUGAGAGCUCAAGUGGACGCUACCGAAGCCACCGACGGAUCUGGUAACACUUACUCGAGACUUGUGAGAUCACAUGGACACUAACUAGGCCACCCCCGGCCAGGUGGUAAUACUUGUAAUUGAUGAAGGACCACUCCGCCAUCACGCAACAGCAGUUCCACUGCUAGCGCAAAGAGUACCGCCACUAUGCGUCGGGCUGACGGAUUUACAGUCACGUGGAC